Molecule: messenger RNA, 1099 nt
Organism: Orussus abietinus
Lineage: Eukaryota; Metazoa; Arthropoda; Insecta; Hymenoptera; Orussidae
Exons: 3
Coding region: 107-568 (153 amino acids)
Biological process (GO): sleep; regulation of synaptic transmission, cholinergic; positive regulation of voltage-gated potassium channel activity
Source: RefSeq, a predicted model, not a curated record
AUAAGCCAACGCCCGGGAACGGAGAAUGAUGUCAGCGUAGAAAACUGUUAAGCAGUGUAUAAUACUUGUUUGUUAUUACCUUAAUUACCUGACAAAACGAUAAACAAUGCCACAAAAUUUCCCAAUUUUUCGCUGGACAUGUUUCCUGUUAAUCUGUAUGAAUAUAGGAUGCGAGGCAAUCCGUUGUUACCAAUGCAGCUCCAAUUCAGAUCCGAAAGGCGAGGAUAUUUGUGGAGCAUAUACAAAGUUUGAUAAGGAGAGGAAUAUACCAAAUGAAUGUAAUAGUGGAGACUCAAAUGCACCCGGUUCGUUUUGUGUCAAGCUGACCGAGCAGAGUCCUCGUGGUUUCAUUUGGGAUGGAAGGUGGCGUCAAGUUAUUCGUCGUUGUGCCUCGGUUGCAAGUACAGGAGUCACUAAUGUCUGCAAUUGGGGUGUUUACGAGAAUGGAGUUUACUGGGAAGAGUGUUACUGUUCCGAAGAUUCCUGCAAUGGAGUUUCUCAAUUACAAUCUUCGAUGGUACUGUGCUUGCCAGUCUUAAUUAUAUUUUUGACAUUGGUCUUCAAGUAAGGAACUUGAGGUACAGGCACUUUUUAAUUCCACGAAAAAAUCUAAUUUUGUAUUUUGACAAGAGAGACAUAAAAAUGUUCAAUUAAACGAUAGAUUAAAUAGCAGAUCAGAUGUACAGGAAGAAAUGAUCUGAAAGGAAGCACAUCGGAGAAGAUGGGUUUCUCGAAUGCUGUGCUAUCUGUAAAGUUGUGCAGUACUGAACGUUUAUUAUGUAUAUGUUGUAUACAUAGUAAUAUUUUGAAUUCCAUUUCAAAAUUGUAACAAAGCAAUGUACAAAGCAUUCCGUCCACGUUAGGUGAUAUUGACUAUUAUGUUUUAGACUUCUUGUUCAAAUUAUAUAUUUAAGGCAGUAUACAUUUAACUACAAAUACAUUCGAUUUUAUACAUUAUAUAUAACUAGUGAAGAUAAGUGAAGAGUUUAUAUUAAGAAUUUCAGUUAUUAAACUUGUGUUCAAGCAUAUUGCUUCUCUAUCAACAUAUCAAGAAAAUGAAUUUUGUAAAGAAAUAAAUUACCACAUUUAUUAAGCUAAA